GAUCUGUUUCAAAGAGAUAAACAUGGAAAUACUGCUUUACAUAUAUGUACCAUGUUGGGGCAUCGAGAAUCUAUUGCUCUUCUCCUUUCUCAUGAUGCGCCGGUUAAAGUGAAGAAUCGUGAAGGUUGGAAUAGUCUAAUGGAAGCUGUAAGUUACGGUGAUCGUCAGAUCAUAACAGCGAUGCUUAGAAAAUUGAAGGUUCAGUCACGUGAAAAUAUGACUACAAAAAAACCACAUUUAGAAAAAGUUCUCAAGGAAUCUAAGGAUUUUUACUUGGAAGUAAAGUGGGACUUUCACAGUUGGAUUCCACUUCUUUCGAAAAUUUUGCCAUCAGAUCUAUGCAAAAUUUAUAAGCGUGGAACUUGCCUGAGGUUAGAUACGACAUUAGCUGAUUUCAAUGAACGUACGUGGGAACGCGGCGAUAUUUCAUUCAUCUACGAUGCAUCUGCUGAUAAAUCAAAAUUUUUUGUUUUGGAUCACGACACCAAGAUAUUCCAGCGAAUCAGGCAUGAAGAAACAGAGGCCGAACUUGAUGAAGAAAUCGAUGUAUUGAUGUCAUCAGAUAUUGUCAGCGUUCAGAUGUCCACGAAACCGAUACAUUUUGUACGAACAAUAUCCGGCUGGUUUUUUAAGCAUGAAAAAUCUGAUUUAAUCGGCUUGUACAAUGCAAAUUAUUAUACUGUGGAAGGGAUGCAGCUAAUAACGAGAAAAAGAAGAGAACACUUAACGGCUGAAGAUAUCAAAAAGAACAAAUCAUUCAUGCAAAAUUUAGCCGCUGGUGGGUUGAUGAGUGAAGAUGAAUUUAAGAGCUUACAACAUCGUAAAAGUCUGCCUCCACCAGGAAGAAUGCCAACAACUUGGGAAGAAUAUAUUGGAGCUGCACCUGGUAUUGCACCGCCGUUGGGCCGUGCUCAAGUUGUCAAGGAAAACGCCAAAAGUUUCAAAGCCCUGGUAGCUAUGAGCGAAGAGUUCCCUCUAACAGUCGAUGUAUUGCUGGAUAUUUUAGAAAUUGUCGCUCCAUUUAAACAUUUAGAAAAACUACGGCGUUUUUGUGAAGUUCGCCUGCCUCCUGGCUUUCCAGUUAGAGUUGAAAUCCCUAUUCUACCUGCAAUAUCGGCUAAUAUAACUUUCCAAAAGUUGGUGUUUCGCAAUGAUAUUUCACUAAAAAUGUUCAAAAUUCCUCGGUCUUAUCGAGAGGAUGCCAAUCGCUUUCCAGAUUUAUGA
Messenger RNA from Dracunculus medinensis (Guinea worm), 1224 nucleotides. Lineage: Eukaryota; Metazoa; Nematoda; Chromadorea; Rhabditida; Dracunculidae. The record is from the annotation of a GenBank genome assembly.